GGCAUCACCACCUCAAAAAUGGCACCAGCUGCAGCCCAGAAUACAACUGCAGUAUUUAAACCACCACCUUCAACUCAAGUUCCUGUAGUUUCCACUGCUACAAGUCACCCUUCACCUGGGCAACCAACUACAAUUGUAACACCUAAAGCACAGCAACAGCAGCAGCCACAACCACCAGCAGCUCAACAACAACAACUACAGCCACAACAACCUAUACAGCAGCAGCAGCAGCAGCAGCAGCAGCAACAACAACAGCAGCAGCAGCAGCAACAACAGCAGCAUAAAAUUGCUCAGUCGCAGCCACAGCCACAGCAAUCAACACUUGGCCAAAAUCAAUUACAGCAGCCAAGGGUUACUGUGUCGUAUCCUAAUAUUCCCACACAAGUGCCUACACCAAUAAGGCAGCAGUCGAACAUCACCGCUUCAAGUGUUCCGUCAAGCUCUUAACCCACAAGGCAACACUCAGUCUCCAACUGCAGCAUUGAAAGCAGUUCAAGAAGUAGUUGAGAUUGCACAGGCAUCACAGUAUAAAAACCCACCGGUUGCCCAGGUAACCCCAAUGAGGUGGCCAGCAGAUCUGCAAGGGCCAAGAGUGGCUGGAAUCCAAGCAACUACAAGACUACCAGUACCAAAUGUGUUAAAUAUGCCUGGAGUGACGACGCAACAACAGCAGAUAGCAGAUCAAAUCGGUACAAUGUCUGGUUCAAUAAAUCAAACAACAGCAACUCAAAUACAAUCAGUUCGACCACAGCAAGAUGCACAGACACAACCACCGCGGAGUAUAGUUUGGAGGGGCGACUUGGAAUGGCAAGAGAAACCUAGAGGAGCUUCCCAGGACCCCUCAGCUAGAGUUACACGAUCAGUUGCUUGCAAUGUUAUUGCCAGUCAGGCUGAUAAUUUACAGGCAGAUAAGUGGCCUAAUAAACUAGUGAUGCAGCUGAUCCCCCAGCCACUGUUGCAUUCGCUUGGAACAUUAUUUCGCAACUCUCGAUCAGUAAUAUUUCAGUUUUCACCAAGCGACCAAGAAUCAUUGAAAUCUCUUUAUAGGAUAAUGGUUGGAGGAUUUGCGGGAUGUGUACAUUUCAACUCACCUCAGCAAUGUGAUGUUCGAGUAUUGAUGUUACUGUAUAUUCAAAAGAAGCGUCAAUUCAUCGGACUCAUACCAAACGAUCAACCCAGUUUUGUUAAUGGUAUCCGUACAGUGAUAACGAAUCAUAAGAACAAACAACAACAGAAACAUGCAGCAGAAUUACAGUUACAGAAGUUACAUCAGCAGCAGCAACACUUGCAGGCACAGGCUCAAGCGCAAGCACAAGCACAGACAUCGGGUUCAGUAACGGCAUUGCAGUAUACACAGCAAACACUGGCAUCUUCAUCAGCUGGGCAACAACCAUUACAACACAUUGGGGGUGGAGCGGCUACUGGAGCUUCCAUGCAGAACAUGACACUACCUUCCCAAGGGUCUGCAAGUGUUUUGUCAUCAAGUAUUCCUUCUCAACAACAACAACAACAGCAGCAGCAACCACAAUCACAACAACCAACACCACAACAACCGGGAUCUACAGGAAUGCCACACAACAUAAACAUUCAGUCUCAACGGGAAACUAACUUGAGGAAAAUACAAGCUCUCCAAAAAACUUUAGAAAUGGCGCAGAAAAAAGACAUGGAGUUAAAGCAGCAACAGGAGCGUCAGUUGAGGCAGUCACAGUUACUAGUGCAGAGACAACAAGUACAGAGAUUUCAGCCACAGCGGGGACAAACACCACAGAUGCCUUCCACGAAUCAGCAAUUGAGGCAUUUACUGCUUAACCAGCAACAACAACAGCAGCAACAACAGCAACAACAUCAGCAGGCAACUCAGUCAUCUGCUCAGCAGCAACAGCAACAAUCUGUCUCCUCCACGACAACACAGCAGCAGCAGCAACAACCAUGGCAACAACAGCAAUUCCUUCAACAGCAACAGUCGCAGCAAAUGCUUCUUGGCCAGCAGCAGAGAGCAAGACAGUUAGGUCUAACACAAACAAUACAACCUCAACAACAACAGCAACAACAACAACAACAACAAAGUAGUGGUCUUCUCGGAGAUGAAAUGAGUUUAUUUGACCUUUUAAAUCCUUAACAAAAUUAUCAAAUCCUACCCACCUUUUCUGUAUAUUUUUUGUUUAAAACUUUUAAAAAGUACAUUUCUUUUAAAAAAAAAGCUGCAGCUAAUCAACAAAAAACCAGAGCCAUUUUUGUGCUGUAUUUUUGUAAAUUUAUGUAAAGAUGAUUUAUUAUUCAUACCCUGCCAUUGUCAAGUUCAAUUGUCUUUCCACUUUAUAUAUUCAAUUUUAGAUUCAAAACAAGUUUUUUUUUUCAAGAAUAAAAAAGCAAGGAGCGUUUCUAUGGAAAAGUUAUUAUAAAUUAAUGCAUUUAUUUUAAGUUGCCAUGGUAUCCCAUUUUUAAAAUGUACAGCAAGGAUAUCUUUGUUUGUCACCAAUAAUACUGUAUGUGAUAAUCCUGUUCUGCUGUGUUCUUUUGGCACUACCAAUUUCUAUGUUUUGUAUUAAAGCGAGGGGGAAGUCACCUGUGCAUGUGUCAGAUGGCCAUAGCGUGUCAUUGUUUACAAACAAGCGUCUACCCAGUAGCCUUUGUGUUUUUUAGCGCGUGUUAUCGUUACUUGGAACUCAAUUCCUGCGCGUGUGCAGGCGACGACGCUCUCGCUUUAAAGUAUGCACUUAAAUGAUACUACCAUGUUUGGUCAUACAGUGUCCAUAUAUGGUACUCUCAUACCCAUUUUUGGUAAAGUUCCCCACUCAUCAUAGUCGUGCUUUCAAAAAAUUACAUUGUUUGUGUAUGGUAAACAGUAAUUAUGUGAAGAAUCACUGAAAACAUUUUACCUGUUCAUACACUAAAAUAUUUUGCAUCGUCAGAAAAUCAUUUUGUUGUCCAAAAACAGAAAUUAUGAUAUUUAUUAUAUGGUCUUUAAAGCAAUAAUAUAUCCUACCAGAAGUUCAUAUCUGAUGUGCUGAGCUGUUUCGCUUUUAUCUCCAAAAAGCAGGAAGGAUUUAACAAGCAGUAAAUUCAUUUUUCCAUGAUCGAGUCGCAGGAUUUUGGUUUUUUACAUGAAUAAAAUGCAUUGGUCAAUUCAAAACUUGAACAUACAUACAUACAUGCAGAAAUUGAUAUGCAAAUAAAUGGUGGUACCCAGCAACGACAAUAAGAUGUGACCCAGUUUAGUUUGUACUUUUGGAAACUUCAUCUGUGUUCUACCUUUGGUAGUAUCUUGAAUUAAAAACCAUAGUAACAAGAAUUGAUAAUUACCACUGAACUGCGUUAUUUAGAAAUUUUUUUUGUUCUUGCGUACUUUUUUGGUACCAGAUUGUAUUAAAAGAUUCUUAUGGAAAGCUGAGAGAAUUAUUAAAUUUUAAAUCAUUUUAUCAA
Saccoglossus kowalevskii is the source of this 3423-nucleotide messenger RNA. RefSeq names its product mediator of RNA polymerase II transcription subunit 25-like. The record is from RefSeq and is a predicted model, not a curated record. Lineage: Eukaryota; Metazoa; Hemichordata; Enteropneusta; Harrimaniidae. Gene Ontology annotation, biological process: positive regulation of transcription by RNA polymerase II. Gene Ontology annotation, cellular component: mediator complex; transcription regulator complex.